Heterobilharzia americana is the source of this 3043-nucleotide messenger RNA. NCBI's taxonomy places the organism in Eukaryota, Metazoa, Platyhelminthes, Trematoda, Strigeidida, Schistosomatidae. The record is from the annotation of a GenBank genome assembly.
ACGAAUUCCAUUACACAUGUAACGUUUGUGUCUAUACCACCAUCAUAGCACAAUUUGCUUUCGUAUAAAACACCUGGUCAAUAAUGUUUUCAUGUCUGUGUGUUUAUCCAUCACUGAAUGAAGAGGUUUGAUGACAUUUCAUGUAUUUCUCUGGUGUAUAAAAUGUCUUCUCCACCUCAUAACACAAGAAGAAACUACUAAUUUUCCCUCUUUCAUUUGUCUGCUAAAAAUUAUUCAUUCAGACAGAUAAAUGUACAAGAAAGGUUCAGGUUAGCGAAAGGAAAUAAAGUAUGUACGUCUAUACAUUAGCACAUGUGGGUAUGUAUGCAUCCAUGCCACUUUAUGCACUAUAGCAUACACCUGAUAUGUGAUGAGCUUCGUAAAUAGUACACCCAGCAGCCUAAAUAUUUUGACCAUACAAAAUGUUAGUCCUGACGCAUACUUUCAGUGCAUAUAUAACUUCACAGGUAAGGGUAUUUUAUUCUUCAGUAAAUUCUGUAAUGUGUACAACACUUCAGUCUGGAUUCCAUCUUUUAUGUUGAAGAAAAUUUAGUGAAAAAUCUAUAAAUUCAAAACAUAAUAAACAGGUGGGAUGGAUGUAAUGGCAAUCUGGUUACGAUGGCAUGGAUUUCACAGACUUGGUAAAUUGACCAAUCAGGUUCUUGUUAAGAUGCAAUGUAAAUUUAAAAUUGCUGAUUGGUGGAAAAGUGUACAAUGUGUUUCAUGUUGAAGAAUGGAUUAGUGUUUUUGGCCUUUACUUCCUGAGUCUUAUCACCACUAGUUCUUUUUGAGUCAAAAGUUCAUCUGACGGAAAUAUGGAUAGCUACAGGACAGAAAUAAACAUACCUGUAUCACGAGAUAGCCGUACCUUUGAACAACGUCGAAAGGACAUGCUUAACAAUCUAGAACGUAGUUACAGUAAACACUCAAGAACGGAUAUUCACAAACAUUCAGGAUCAGAGUCAACAGCACCUCUUUCAGACUCAGGUAUAGGCGGGUCACAUCGUCACCUUAGUGAAUGGGAUGAUGAAGUUAAUCGAUGGAUUAGUGAUACGCGCAGUAAAUGGAGUGAAGAUAUGAAAAGAAUGCGGCAAUCCAUGUUCGCUUUGGAGCCUGUUGAUGAUUUUGAUCUUGACCAUUGGGGGAAUUUUGAUUCAAUUAAUUCCCUUGAUAAUCCAUCAGCUAUGAUGGAGCAAAUGGAACGUCGAAUGGAGUCAUUACGACAAAAAAUGGGAACAAUGUCAAAUUUUGGUUCAUCACAUUUUUCUGGUCCUAAUAGUUCAAGUAUGCAAACAUCAAGUUCACGAGUAGUGAAAUCAACAUCGCAUAGUACUGGCAGUGACCCAAAAAAUAUGGUCACUAAGAGCAAUGUUGUCGAAUCUACUCAGCAUACACGAACAGUAGAUGGUGAGACGACAAGUACUUCAAGUCAUUCUGCUUCAUCAUCCAAUAUAGCUGGACUUCCAGAAAGUAAAAGUAAUAUUAUAGGACCACCAGGAACAUUACUUCCACAAACAAGUGCUCUCUGUGGUACAAUGGAUUUUCUAAAAGAUGCCUAUGAAUUAGGUGAUGACGGAAAGGUACACUUUAAAGUACGAUUCGAUGCAAAAGAUUUUGCUCCAGAGGAUAUUGAAGUGACUACAGUUGAUAAUCAUCUACGCGUUCAUGCUAAAAAAUCGAUAAAAUCAGGCAAUUCAACGACUGUACGUGAAUUUCGUCGAUCUGUUGACCUACCAAGAUCAAUUGAUCAUGAACACUUUCAAUGUCAUCUUACAGAGGAUGGUGUGUUGAUAUUAGAUGCUCCAGUUAAAGCGCCUGACUAUCAAACAAUCACAUUUCAAGAUGAUCGUCAACUUGGCAUUCGACCUCGAGCUGAGUCAGAGAUAAAAGCCACACCGAAUAGCAACAAAACACCAGUUUGUUUAACUGUAACCGGUCGUUCUGGGCCAACAAUCAUGAAGGAUGGUAUAAAUGGAAGAAAAUUACACUUAGAAGUGACUAUAGAUCCAAUUUACAAAGCAGAUGAAUUAUGUGUACGUAUGGAUUCAAAUUGUAUUGUUAUAACAGGUUGUCAAAAGAAAACUGAAGCAUCAUCAACUUCUACAGCUGAAUUCACUCAGUCAUAUGAGAUCCCUGAGACAGUGGAUCCAUUCUCUGUCACUGCUCAAUUGAUUGGAACAACACUUGUUGUAGAAGCUCCCUUGUUGUGUACUGUUUAAAAUGAUCACAACAGUACAAAUCUAGUAUGUUCAAUGUUAAAUCAAUUAUGAGUGAGGUAUGAAUGAUGAAUGAAAAACCAAAAAAACUUAUUUGAAAAAAAACUAUUCUUUACACACCAUACAAUAUGUGUAACUUUGUUUCAUUGUGGAUCUGUAGUGUUCUACUGAUUUUACUUACUGUCAUAAUUCAUUGUUACUGUUGGCACCCUAGUUUUCUUUAUCUUGUCUUUACAAUUGUUUAUGAAUCACUAAAUUUACCUGUUCAUUUUGACUUCAAUACUUCCCGCCCCCUAUGAGUUUGUUUUUAUGUUCAAACUCGUUUAUUUACUAAAGAAAGGAGUAUUUUGUUUCCUAUCUUCUCGCCUCUCCUGCCUUUCGUAUUUAUGUCUUUGCUAUUCGUCACUUUGUUGCUUUAUAGAGGGGUGGGGAGUUGGUGGUGAGUGUUAGGAUAAUGGGUAACCUAUUGUCUGUCUGUUGGUUUCAUCAACCGUUUUUCAUCUCUUCAUACAACUACAAUUUUGCAUGCAAUGCUUUUCUUUGUUAUUUUUUUCAGUGUUUUCUUAUGCUAUUAUUUUUUGCAGGCAUCAAGAUCAUCCUUAAUUUAAUGGGGUUGUAUACAGGAUAUGCACAAUUACAGGUUAUUCGUCAGAGGAGAUAAUGACAACCAUGAUGACGACAGUAGUAAUAGUUAACUUCAUAUUUUCACUUGGAUAGUUAUUGAAAGUGCUUGAUUUCAUUUUUCCAGAAACGUUUCAAUGAUCAAACCCUUUUUUUGUUUUCCAUUAAAACUAUCACUUUCAUCUAAAUAAAAGAAUGUUAUUAGU